Acipenser ruthenus (sterlet) is the source of this 7014-nucleotide messenger RNA. Its product is annotated as nfe2 like bZIP transcription factor 1b. Gene Ontology annotation, biological process: regulation of transcription by RNA polymerase II. The transcript is spliced from 7 exons. The record is from RefSeq and is a predicted model, not a curated record. NCBI's taxonomy places the organism in Eukaryota, Metazoa, Chordata, Actinopteri, Acipenseriformes, Acipenseridae. Gene Ontology annotation, molecular function: DNA-binding transcription factor activity, RNA polymerase II-specific; RNA polymerase II cis-regulatory region sequence-specific DNA binding. Gene Ontology annotation, cellular component: nucleus. The coding region runs from base 1423 to 3831 and encodes 802 amino acids.
AUCAAAACUGACGCGGUGACGUCACGCAACUAGGACGCUCUGGAAUAUUCCACGCCUGCGCACUGCGUGUGUCCGCGUGGUGUUCCACCAGGAUAUUCUGCAAGUCACGGUGGGCCUUGACAGGGGGGCGUUUGACACACAACGUUACUGUUAAAGAAAACUAGCCGCAAAAACGGAGUUCACGGCACAAGAGUCAAAUCAGUACUGUAAACACUUAACCUGCGGCGGUCUGCGGCCGCCGACAGUGUAACUUGGACUCUGAUUGGUUUGCCACUUGUUGCUAGCGUGGUUUUCAACGGCGAGGGCGGAAGUGUGCCGGUUCGACAUUUCCUGAAUUGUUGUCAGGUUAGUUUUGGGGUUACGUAGAGGGUCUCCAUGCUUGUGUGUUUUUUUUUGUUGGAGUUGGAUGGAUUCCGAGUACAGACAGCAAACAACAAACAACAAGGGCUGGUUGAGAGGAGGGUUUGAAGAGACGCAACAUCACCUGAACAAUACCAAGUCACUUUGGGAGGGGAUUAAGAAAUGACUGGGAGACUAUAUAUAUAAUUCACCAGAAGCUGCAGCAAUAAUAUAUUUAAUAUAUCUUCAUAUCAUAAGCACAGCCUUGACUUGUUCCAUAGACGGAAGGAGCGGUCUAUAGAUAUUAAUAGCACGUUCGCAUUUAUAAUGUACAACAGUACGAGGACAGACAUAGAUUUACUUUGAAUUUGUAGUAAUAUCAUUUUUUUAAAAAAAUUGUUAGCCUUCGACUAACGGAAUGUGAACCCAAGGACGUUUUUUUUUAAAAAAAAAAAUAAAAAAAUAAUACAUGGCGAAGACUUCUCCUUUUUAGAAUGCUGUGUUGGGGACAUCUAUUAUUUCCUGAGCGAUAUUACAGUACAAGAUUCUGAAUGAAUGUUUAAGAACUUGUGAGGACUAAACCAGGAGUCACGCGAAGAGGAAGAGAUUGAUUUGGGAUCUUCGCAGGCAGGACAACUGCAGCACGACUUGCUGGUUUCUCGGUGCUGCUGCCCACAGGAAAAGCCUGCUCUGAGCUGGAGGAAAAACAGGCUGAUUUCCGAAGUUGGAGCAGCAGCAGUUACUUUUCUCUUUGAUUCCUUCAACUCUAAAAUUAAAAAAAAAAAAUCAACCCAAAACUAUUGAGAGAGGAGGGGGGGUGUAUCUCCUUCUUGAAUUCUGACAUUUUCUGAGAGGGAAAAAAAUAUAUAUACAUCACCCCCCGGCCCCAUCUCCACUAAUCCCAAACCCUAAAGAAAAGAACAAACUUUACCGACCUGAGAACGCUUCCUAUUUGAAUAUAUAUAUAUUUUUGUUAUAUAAUUACAACAGUACUAUUUAUAAUAAAGAAAUCUCAGGAGCAGAGAGAUUUUUUUUUUUUUUUUAAUAUAUGUGUUUUUUAUUAAUACUAUUCUCAUUAAGACCAUGCUUUACUUGAAGAAGUACUUGACGGAGGGUCUGAUCCAAUUCACCAUCCUGCUCAGCCUGAUCGGGGUGAGGGUCGACGUGGACACCUACCUGAGCUCCCAGCUUCCCCCGCUGCGCGAGAUCAUCCUGGGCCCCAGCUCCGCCUACACCCAGACCCAGUUCCACAACCUCCGCAACACGCUGGACGGCUAUGGCCUCCACCCCAAGAGCGUGGACCUAGACUACUACUUCACCGCCCGCCGGCUGCUUGGCGAGGUGCGCUCCCUGGACAGGCUGCAGGUUCCCAGCACGGAGCUCAGCGCCUGGCUGGUUCACCGGGACGCCGAGGGCCCCGUGGUCUCCAGCCCGCAGUCCGGCAGCAGCUCCGGCAUUGCCCUGGAGAAUGCCAGCGGCGGGCUGGAGGAGGUGGGCAACCCUGAGGGUUCGGCCAUGAGGGGCAACGGAUCCCUGGACCAGGGCUACGUCCAGGAGUCGGAGGAGAACCUGGGGGCUGUGGCUCCGGAGGACAGCAAUGAACUCCACAACGACAGCAGAAGCAACAACCUGACUAAAGAGGAUAUCGAUCUGAUUGACAUCCUGUGGCGGCAGGACAUCGACCUGGGAGCGGGGCGAGAGGUGUUCGAUUACAGCAGCCGUCAGAAAGAGGAGGAGGAGGAGGAGAAGAAGAAGCAGAGCGAGGAGGAGGAGCCGACGGGAGAUGGCUGGAGGAACGGCCUGAACCAGCUGGGGGAGGGGCCUGUGGACGGAGAGACCGGAGAGUGCAUCCCACAACAGUUGCCCAGCCUUGUGGACCGAACCGCCCUGUCUCUACAAGAGUGCCUGAGACUGCUGGAAGCCACCUUCCCUUUUGUAGAAGAGACUGAGUUCCCAGGCUCUGUGUUUCCGGUACUGGAGGACUCCAGUGAAGAGGGGCCCUUCACUUCCAGCUCCCAGGGACCCCUGCUCUCCCCCCUGUUGCCCGAGACUGACUCUCCCCUGGACCGGGAGCAGCAGUGGCAGGAUAUCAUGGCCAUCAUGGAUCUGCAGGACAUGGAAGUAAACGAAGCCGCUGACCCAUCUUUCAACACCAGCAGCGCCAGCAGCAGCAGCGGAGUGGACAUGGGGUCCCUGACUGACUUCAGCCUCUCCGCCCACACCCCCAUCAACCAGGACGUGAGCCUCCACCAGGCCUCCCUGCCCAGCUGCAGCCAGGACUUCCCGGGGGGCUUCUUCAACCCCGAGCUCGGCUCCUGCCCCAUGGAGGCUGUGGGGGCCGGCCCCCCCACCGCCCUGCUCUGCCUCUCCUCGGGCAACUCCAGCGACGUCAACUCCACCUUCGGGGCGACCAACCUGACAGACGUGCUCCUGCCCCCGCGGCUCAACGGCUCCUCCAACGGCACGGGGCUGCCGGACCCGCUCACCGGGCUGCUGGAGGAGGCCCUGCUGGACGAGAUCAGCCUGCUGGACCUGGCCCUGGUGGAGGGGUUCAACCCAGCCCAGGCCUCCCGGCUGAGGGAGGAGUUUGAUUCCGACUCGGGGCUGUCACUGGACUCCAGCCAGAGCCCCGCCUCACCGAGCGGCUCCGAGACCUCCUCUUCCUCAUCUUCGUCAUCAUCGUCUUCGUCGUCCUCCUCCUCGUUCUCGGAAGAAGGGGCGGUGGGCUACAGCACGGACUCGGAGGCGGUGGAUUUCGAGGAGGGGGGCGCGGUGGGGGGUUGCUACCAGCCCGAGUUCAGCAAGUUCUGCCGCAUGAGCUACCGGGACCCCUCCCGGUUCGGCCACCUCCCCCAGCUGGAGCACGUGGCCCACAACCACACCUACAACCUCGCCCCGUCCCCCACGGACCAGUCCCCUGCCCCUGGAGGGGUGGGAAAGAAGGGAGCGGGCAGGGAGAAGCAGCAGCUACAGCAAGACUUCCUGGACAAGCAGCAGAGCCGAGAUGAGAGGAGAGCCCGGGCCAUGAAGAUCCCCUUCUCCAACGAGAAGAUUGUCCACCUGCCCGUGGAGGAGUUCAACGAGCUGCUGUCGAAACACCGUCUGAGCGAGUCCCAGCUCGCCUUGGUCAGGGACAUCCGCCGCCGCGGCAAGAACAAGAUGGCAGCCCAGAACUGCCGCAAGAGGAAGCUGGACACCAUCCUGAACCUGGAGCAGGGCGUGGAGGCGCUGCGCAGGGACAAGGCGCGGCUGCUGCGGGAGAAGGUGGAGUUUGUCCGCUCCCUCAGGCAGAUGAAGCAGAAGAUGCAGAGCCUGCACCAGGAGGUGUUCUCCAGGCUGCGGGACGAGAGCGGGAGGCCUUACCCGGCCGGAGAGUUCUCCCUGCAGUACAGCAGCGACGGCAGCGUCCUGCUCGUGCCCAGGAGGCUCCGCGACGAGCAGCAGCAGCCGUCCAGGAAGCCAGAGAAGAAACAGAAAGAAAAGAAGAAGUGAGAUUGCUGAUUUCAAACAAACAAACAAACAUUUUUUUUUACAUAUAUAAAGUACAUGUUACAGAAAAGUAUGUAAAUAAAGAACUUUUUUUUUUAAGGAAAUAAUAUCCGUAAUUUUUUUUCGACCCUUGUCCUGGGAAAGAAGAAAAAGAAAGGAAAAGCACAAUAAGUUGGAUGCUUUUAGGAUUUAUGAGAAAAAAAAAAAAAAGUAAAGGAUUUCAAAAUAAGACAGACAAAAAAAAAAUGGAAGGAACUUACAGAAAAUGAAAUCUGUCUCAGAACCGAUGGCUGCAGGUCAGUUUGGAAGGAGAUGGACGGUUUGGCUUGGGUUGUUUUUUGAAGAAGGUGGAUAGAAAAAAAAAAAAAGGACUGGUCCAAGUUAAGAGAGUCAGGGUCCAAACAUGUAGAAAAAAUGCUCACCCAUUGCAGCUGCAUCAGGUUAAACACACGCACACACACAAAUUGCAAGUCCAGUUAAGUGGGAAUAUCUAGGGGUGUCAUUAUUUGCUUUGUAGGAUUGAGGGUCUUUUUAUAUAUAUAUAUAUAUAUAAAAAAAAAAAAAGUAUUGGAGAAGGUUCCAGGGGCGGGGGUCGUUCAAACAGGCUAGAGGCUAAGCCAGAGCAGGUCUGGGCUGUGUUGUUGGAGGUGGGUGUGAGUUUACCGGGGGGGGGGGGGGGGAACAAAAGAAAGAACUUUAGGGUUUUUUUUGCCAAUGUUUGUUUAUCAAAAAUUGUAUGGUCUCAAGCAGUUUCCAUCUUCCAUUAUAAUUUCCUUCCCGCCUUAUUUUUGCUUAAAAAAAAAAACCAAAAAAAACCUUUUGAAGAACUUUAGUUGCGAUUUUAAACAAAUGAUCGAAUGACGCGAAAGUGCCGCGGUGGUGUGCUUGGAGUGAAGUGCCGGUCCUUCUCCCGCCUUGGAGAAAGGCGCUGCGUUCAUCAUGCAAGUGGUAUAAAAUAAGCCAUGGAGGGGGAUGACUUUCGGAAUAACCGAAAUGUGGCCAAAACAAGUCGUGGAAAGUGGAUGGACUGAGGAAUCGGAGCCCCUUGCUGGUGGAGGAGGAACUGUUGCUAAACCUGCCAUUGUAUAUCUGUGCAUAAUUUUAUAUACACAGUAUGUAGGGCUUGGCUGCACCACGCAGUGGCUGUUGGAGCGUAUGCAGAUUACUGCACAGGUCCCAUACACCAGAGUGAAGAGAAACUGUGUUUUGAAUGCAAGACUUGCAGCUUCAAACUCAACAACCGUGCAUGUAGGCCACUGCCUUAUGUAUUACACACAUACAUACAUGCAAAAAAAAAAUGUAUGUAAUGUAUUACAUUAUUAUUAUUAUUAUUAUCAUUACUGAAGUCUCCAGCCCUGGUAUGCUGAUUGUAAAACAUGAAUCCGCCAUGUCCCUCAACUCGGCACAACUGGGCAGAUGUUGAUAAGACGAUUAUAAUGUGCCGCAUGCAGGGACGGGGGAAAAAAAUAUUAUUAUUAUUGAUGUCUCUUUUUGUAUAGCUGAAAAAUAAAAAAAUAACGAUUUUUUUUUUUUUUUUUUUUAGAGGCUGAAACCACUUAUUUAAUAUUGGAGAAAAUAAAAUGGUAAUACAGUGAAACUUUGAUUAUCUGAACCACGGUUAUCGGUACAGCCCCUUGUCAACCUGUCCUCUUCUGCCCUGUUUGCAAAGAAAAGAAGCUAACCAACCUUCAAUCUCUGGUAGCUGCAGAACAAUACAGUACUGUAGGUUAGAUAUUUACAGGCAAAGGGGGGUCAUUUAUAUCUCUUUAGGAGGUUUCUUGAUUGGGAAGGUCAUGUAAAAAACUUCUGUCAUAAUUCGAUUAUCAGAACAAUAAGAUUUCUUGAACACCCUCCAUUUCCCAAUUGCUUUGUAUAAGUUCUACUGAAUAGUGUCCCCCAAAUUAUUAUUAUUUAUUAUUAUUAUUAUUAUUAUUAUUAUUAUUAUUAGUAGUAGUAUUAUACAUGAAAGUUUCUCAUGUUCCAACAAAAAAAAGGCCAUUGCAACCGCAGGCUUGUAACAAGUAGACGUGACUGUUUCAGGUGGCAGAAAAAUAAACUGGGCCAUUUUAUUGUAUUUUUUGGGCAUGGAUAGUGUGACAGUUGAACCCACAGUGGCUUUGUCAAUGAUGACCGUUACAGUAGGUUUGAAUCAUUUAGGUGAAAUUGAAUUUGUAUUACAGUACAACUGAAUAAUGACCAAGUUACUUGGAAUAAGAAAGCUCUUGCUGUGUACAAAAUUGGUGUCAUACAUACAGUGCGAUUAGUUAAAUAGCAAAACUACAAUACAGCUAGCUCUUCAGCGUAGUGCUCUAGUUACUUAUGAUCUACAAGUAUGUUACACAUGUAUUAAAAAAAAUUAAGAUGGCACUCAAUAUUAUAGUAAUUGAAUUAGCGGUCCAAAGCCUGCAGCUGUCCAUGGGCAAAACUUAUAAAAGACGCACAUGCCUUUGCUUCAUGGAAUAAUUUAUAUUUAUAUUUAUAUAUAUAUAUAUAUAUAUAUAUAUAUAUAUAUAAAUUGUCCAAUGAGAAUGUUACGCACAGGGUGUUGGAAAAUAUCACAUUUUGGGUUGCAGUUGAAUUUUUCGUUUUAAUAAUUUUACCUAAAUGAAUAGGGAUGAAACACUGGAAUUAAAGAUAAAAGACGAGUUUUGCUACCAGAAAAAAAAAAAAUAUAUAUAUAUAUAUAUUGUUUUUUUUAAUUCACUGUAACAAGUAUAUUCACUACAGUACUUGAAAUGUUAUGCUUAAUUACAUAGUUUUUUUUUUUUUUUUUUUUUUUUUUUUUUUUGGGGGGGGGGGGGGGGGGUCAGGCUUAAAUAAUUAUACACUGGGAUUCAAAAUAAAUAAAUUCCAAACCACUUUUUUUAAAUAUUGCUUUUAUGUAUAUGUAUGUAUGAUUAUAUACAAUUACACAUACAUUUCUCUCUUUUCCCCUUAUGUUUGUUCUGUAAAUAUGUUAAUGUUUUGUUAGAAAUCUGGUUUAAGUUGUACCAUUUGUAUUCUUUGUUUGUAUAGAUACCUUAGUGUGUGCUGUAAUUAUUUUUUCUCUCCGUCUUUUACGUUUCGAUUUCGGUUGUAUAUAUAUAUAUAUUUUUUUUGUGGUUUUGUUUGGUUUUACUUUUGAAUGUCUGCUGGCAAUCUGGGAUUGUUAUUUUACUGAGUAAUAAAAUCCGGUUUUAUUUUCAA